AUGACUGGCAACCAAAGCCAAAUAGAGGAGGCACAUGCUCCAGAAAUUGCCCCAAGACAAGGGGCAAAAAAUAGGAAAACAUUCCGCAGCUUCCACUUUUUGAAAAAAAAAAAUGAAGAACGUAGUGCCGAUAAUACAAGAAGCAAGGAUCACAUGUUCUCAUCAAGUAGGAGUGAUUACGCUUCUUUGAAGGAUAAUCAGAAGGAGGUAAUUAAAGGAAAAGUACCCAAGUCGUAUGUACGCGAUUUGGAAAUACCCAACGUUAGGGUGAGAAAUAAAUUUCAGUUUGUUCAUGUGCAUGGCGCAGAAAAUGAUUCUCCAAAUCAGCGUCUUCAUGAAUCUAGUGAACGGGACGAUGUUGCCCUCCCCCAAGAUUUAAGCGGCGCGUCCGCCACAGACAGCCAUAGCUCAGGUCAUGGUGCAAUUAAUGAUGCUAGUCAUGACGCCAUCGAGAACGUGAGUAACAACGUCAGUAAUAACGCCAGUAAUAACAUCAGUAAUAACGUGAAUAACAACGUGAGUAAUAACGUGAGUAAUAACCCCAGCAAUGGCAUAUCGGGGACGCGAGCGAGUCACCAGUCCGCGCAGGAUGAGGACGAAAGUGCCUCCCUACGGGUGGAUUCUUCUCUUCCAAAUACAUCAACAAGAAAUAACGAACACGAAGAAAAUAAUUCCAGCAGCGCCGCCAUUGGGCAGGAAGCGAAUGGACAGUCAUUGGGUAUGGUUUCGGGAAAUAUCAGACAGGUGGGGCAUGUUACUGGGGACAGCGGACCGAAUGGAAAUGUUACAUGCGAACAUACUCCUGAUGAGAACCCCCCUAGUGAGAAUCGACUAAAUGAGGACACACAACCUCCUAGUGGAGGAAACAUAGAAACACAAAACGAUCUUCUAACAAACUUAGAAAACCCAAAUCAGAACGAGGCGCAAAAUGACCCAAGUCGAAGCAGAAAUUCAGCAGAAAACACAUCGAAUGCAGAAGACUUAGACUAUUACGUCUUAACGAUAAGGGACUUAAGAAACACGCAGGUGAAUGAAAGCGAAUACGAAAAUGAAGAAGGGCUUGAGCUAGCUUUUUAUCAGAGAUGCAUUAUUGGGAAGAUAUUUGGGUAUGAAAUAAAGCCUAUUUUAGAAGAAUAUAAUUUGAAUAAAGCCAUUAGACUAAUUCUGUUCAUCUUAUUGAUGCUGGCACUUUUUAGUAUAGAAUUUGUCCUACUGUAUAAUAACCUAUUAAAAGUAAGGGUAGCGGAAAACCAGUUUCUUCUAAUCGAAUCAAAUUACAACAGCGCCUUCUUAAAUAAUUUUCUGUUUCAAUUUAACGAAAAGGAAUUAAAAACGUGGCACCUAACGAAUGACAUGAUAAGGGAUGAAAUAACAAACGGAAAUUUUACACUCUACGAUAACAUGUGUGAAGUGGUUAACAAGUUAAAUAUAAAUUGUGACGAACAUUUGCUAGAAUUCUACAAAUCGCAUGGUGACAAAAAUAAGAAAAAAAUAAUCGAACAUUCUAUUCAUUUGUAUGACGAACUGAGCCAGAGAAAUAUUUCCAUUUAUAGGGUAAAGGAAACUUUGCUAAGUCCAUGUAAAGAUAUAAGCACAAGGACCCUCACCGAAGGAAGUAGUUAUAUAUUUCUAUUUGUAGCUCAAAAGAAGCAUCUAAAAAUUAGCACCCCCUUUUUAAUACUAACGGUUUUUUUCUUCUGCAUGCGUAUCGCCCUAAUCCUGUCAAGAAUUCUAUACGACUUUGUGUUAUUUUUGUGCUUCAAGAAUUACAGACUGUCAGUCGAGAGCAAAAGGAAGUACCUUGCCAAAUAUAUGUGGUCAGUGAGCACUAUCAUGUUUCUAGAGAUUAUAUUAGGGGAUGACUGCGUCAUUUGGUGGAUACACGAUAUUGACCCUAUUUUUAAUUACCACUUUCAAUAUUUCUUGUGGUACAUAUCUCUGUUCUGCUUAUUGUCGUAUGUACUACACAGAGUGUUUAGGAAGUAUGCACUAAGAAAUGACAGUAGCAACUGCUCAGCAGCUUCGUUCUCCAUGCAAUAUAUUCAGGAUUUUCUCUUCGCGAUUAACAUCAUUUUCGCCUGCCUCUUUAUACUAUUCAAUAUAAGUAAGGCCACAGUUAUCACCAUUAUCAUCACCGCCAUAGUGCUCUUCAUAGAUAUAUUAAAUGACUCCUACUUAGAACAAAUACGACUGACCAAUUUUGAAGCGUUCCCAUCAUCCAAUCGGCAAAGAAAGAAAAAAUUAUACAUAAUUGAAAAUAACAAAAAAAAUGAAAAGAAAUUUACUCUAGUUAGAUUAAAUGAGCACAUUUAUAGAGAGGUCACCAUGGAGAGUAACUCAGAAAAACGAACAAGUAAAGGUGAUUUCGAUACCAAUAAUAAAGACCAACUGAAAAAGUCAUGUGAGAAAAAAAACAAAAUAUUUAACUUGAAGAAUUUAUUUAAUAAGGGAAAAAUAAAGAAGACAAAAAGUCCAAAAAAUGCCACCAGCAAUGGUAAAGAAGUCGAGGAGGGGAAAGGUAGUAAUAAUAGUGAGGAGGAAAAACAUAGCUAUGUUGAUGGUGAAAAAUAUGACGGUAUGCAUAACCCAGGAACGUCAUCUGUGGACUAUUGCGAAAUUUGCGAUGAACGCCUUAAAAAUGUGGUGCUGUAUCCCUGUAUGCAUGGAGGAUUUUGCGAAACAUGCAUACGGUCCAUGAUAUUCAAUUCACUUAAGUUGAAGGACUCCUUCCCAAAUUGUCCUCUCUGUCGAGACGCCAUCAAAAAUGUCUACAAAAUAUCAUACGAGGAUAGUCAGCAGAAGGUCGAGGCCGUCACCAUACUCACUAUCAGGGUGAAGCAAUGA
Messenger RNA from Plasmodium fragile, 2844 nucleotides. RefSeq lists its product as uncharacterized. Gene Ontology annotation, biological process: signal transduction; regulation of signaling. The record is from RefSeq and is a predicted model, not a curated record. Gene Ontology annotation, molecular function: SH3 domain binding; ubiquitin protein ligase activity. The transcript has a single exon. Gene Ontology annotation, cellular component: membrane raft; plasma membrane. Bases 1 to 2844 code for a protein of 947 amino acids. NCBI's taxonomy places the organism in Eukaryota, Apicomplexa, Aconoidasida, Haemosporida, Plasmodiidae.